Coffea arabica (coffee) is the source of this 1857-nucleotide messenger RNA. RefSeq lists its product as uncharacterized. NCBI's taxonomy places the organism in Eukaryota, Viridiplantae, Streptophyta, Magnoliopsida, Gentianales, Rubiaceae. Gene Ontology annotation, biological process: protein phosphorylation. Gene Ontology annotation, molecular function: ATP binding; protein serine/threonine kinase activity. The record is from RefSeq and is a predicted model, not a curated record.
GAAAGAAAUUUGUGAAAUUAGCAGAGUAGUCUAAUGGAAGGCGGUGGUGACGGAACUGUAAAACUAGGAAAUCUCACCACCAUGAAGCCGGCGGAGCUCGAUCGAGCUUUCAACUUAGAGCCGGACGUGUUUGUUUCCUCGCCUGUCACUCGGCAGAAAGCUGCCGCCGCCAAACAAUUUAUCGAGAAUCAUUAUAAAAACUAUCUGCAAGGCCUCCAGGAUCGCAAGGACAGGAGGAGAGCGCUGCAGAGGAAGGCGGAGGAGGCUAAUGUAUCGAGCGAGGAGCAAGAGGAGAUGCUGAGGAACUUGGAAAGGAGAGAAACGGAAUAUAUGAGAUCGCAGAGGCACAAGGUUGGGAUUGAUGACUUUGAGCAGUUGACUAUAAUCGGUAGAGGUGCUUUUGGUGAGGUUAGAUUGUGUCGUGCUAAAAAUACAGGAGAAAUAUAUGCCAUGAAGAAAUUAAGGAAGUCCGAUAUGCUCAGUCGGGGACAGGUUGAGCAUGUUCGCUCUGAGAGGAAUUUGCUUGUAGAGGUUGACAGUCGGUGCAUAGUAAAACUUUUUUAUUCUUUCCAAGAUUCAGAUUUUUUGUACCUUAUCAUGGAGUAUUUACCUGGUGGGGACAUCAUGACCUUACUGAUGAGAGAGGAUAUUCUUUCCGAAGAUGUUGCCAGAUUCUACAUUGCUGAAAGUAUUCUUGCUAUACAUUCAAUUCAUCAACACAAUUAUGUACAUAGGGAUAUAAAACCAGAUAACCUAAUAUUGGACAAAAAUGGUCAUCUGAAGCUUUCCGACUUUGGCUUGUGUAAGCCCCUGCAUAACAAAUAUUCUUCAAUCCUUUUGGAAGAUGAGGACUUGUCAAUUCAGGAGUCUCCAAGUGAGCAUGAUGGCGACUCAGAAAGUAGUAGACCUCCUUGGUUAAUGCCAAAAGAACAGUUACAACAAUGGAAGCGUAACCGCCGAGCCUUGGCAUAUUCUACUGUUGGGACACUGGAUUAUAUGGCACCUGAGGUUUUGUUGAAAAAAGGAUAUGGAGUAGAGUGCGACUGGUGGUCACUGGGGGCUAUCAUGUACGAGAUGCUAGUGGGCUAUCCUCCCUUCUGUUCCGAUGAUCCAAGAAUUGCAUGCCGUAAGAUAAUAAAUUGGAGGACUUGCUUGAAGUUCCCUGAAGAACCAAAAAUAUCAGAUGAGGCAAAGGAUCUCAUCUGUCAUUUAUUAUGCGAUGUAGAUGCAAGGUUAGGGACCCGAGGAGUGGAAGAAAUAAAGGCACAUCCAUGGUUUAGAGGCGUCCAAUGGGACCAGCUUUAUGAGAUGGAAGCUGUGUACAAGCCAAGAGUAAAUGGAGAAUUAGACACACAGAACUUUGAGAAGUUUGCUGAAGUGGGAGAUGCACCAUCAACAGGACCAAUAGUAGGACCUUGGCGGAAGAUGUUGACAUCAAAAGAUGCCAAUUUCAUUGGAUUUACUUUCAAGAAGUCUGACGCCCUAAAAUCUCUUGGCACUUCAGGUGUAGUAACAAGGUCAAGUGCAUCUUCAAAGCCUCCAUCCUUAGUCUCAUUAUUUGGUACUUUACACGACUCAUGCAGGGAAGGUAGACCUCCAAGAGACAAUAGCAGAAGAUGAACCAAAACAAGAAUGAUAAAAAGUUUUUUCUCCUUAUGCCUUCUACAAGCAUCUUGUUUAGGAGUUAUUCUUGUAGCUCGACAGCUAAUUGCUUUACAAGAAGAGAAUAAAUACUCAGCUAAAGAGCUGAUACGAUUUUGAGAUGUGCCUUUUGUUCUUCCCCUCCCUGAUGUGUAUAUACGAAUGCUAAUGUACAGCCUUAAAAGUAUUAUAUCAAGUUUAAUUCCGUCAAUGCUA